Penicillium brevicompactum is the source of this 804-nucleotide messenger RNA. Its product is annotated as NADH-quinone oxidoreductase. The coding region runs from base 1 to 804 and encodes 267 amino acids. Gene Ontology annotation, molecular function: FMN binding; NAD(P)H dehydrogenase (quinone) activity. The record is from RefSeq and is a predicted model, not a curated record. Lineage: Eukaryota; Fungi; Ascomycota; Eurotiomycetes; Eurotiales; Aspergillaceae. The transcript has 5 exons.
AUGGCUCCCAGCGUUGCUAUUGUCUUCUACUCAAUGUACGGCCACAUCCAGAAGCUAGCCGAGGCAGAGCUGAAGGGAAUUGAGUCCGCAGGUGGUCAUGCAAAGAUCUUCCAGAUUAACGAAACACUUUCGCAGGAAGUUCUCACCAAGAUGCAUGCCCCUGCGAAAUCCCAAUAUCCCAUCCUUGAACCCAAUGACCUCCUAGAAUACGAUGCCGUUCUUUUCGGAAUCCCUACUCGGUAUGGUAACUUUCCAACUCAGUGGAAAACCUUCUGGGACAAGACUGGCGAUAUUUGGGGCUCUGGCGGAUACUCAGGCAAGCACGCAGGUCUCUUCGUCUCUACUGGUACCCAGGGUGGUGGCCAGGAGUCGACACCCCUUGCCUCUAUGAGCACUCUAGCCCACCAUGGCUUUCUAUAUGUUCCUCUUGGAUACAAGCAUACAUUCGGCCAGCUGAGCAACCUUGAUGAGACCCGGGGUGGUAGCGCUUGGGGUGCCGGUACAUUCGCUGCAGGAGAUGGAUCCCGGCAACCUACUCCUCUUGAGCUCCAAGUUGCCGAAAUUCAGGGUAGAACUUUCUUCGAGACUGUCUCGAAGGCCCACAAAUCACUCCCGGGUAGCGACCAGUCGAAGCCCCAAACCUCUACCUCUGCUGAGGGGGCUGCAAAGCAAACCAGCCAGCCAGCUCAGACUGCUCAAUCUUCCCAGCCCGAUCAGCCUUCUCAGGGGCAACAAGCUACACAGGCUCCAAAAGAGAAGAGCGAGGGGCCGUGUGGACUGCCCAAAAAGUGCAGUAUUGUAUAA